This is a messenger RNA of Macroventuria anomochaeta, 1939 nucleotides long. RefSeq names its product amidase. Lineage: Eukaryota; Fungi; Ascomycota; Dothideomycetes; Pleosporales; Didymellaceae. The coding region runs from base 299 to 1933 and encodes 544 amino acids. The record is from RefSeq and is a predicted model, not a curated record. The transcript has 4 exons.
CGCGAGGAACGCUAGAGACAUACUCGUUUUGUUUCCAGCACUCAGAUUCCCGGUAGAAAUAAGACGAGUUAGGUAAGCGCUCUCCUCAUCGUCAACAAAUGCAGUGUUUUGUAUUCCUGGCGGCGAAAUCGAUUUAGAUUGAUUGAAAUCUCGGAAGCUCGCGCCCGAUUGAUUGUUCAUUGUCCAACUCCGUACAGUUUCAUUCAAAAGGAGAACAAUAAGCCACUUGGUACUUUCCGAGCCCAUUGAGUUCCGAUAACGAACGGCAAGGUCGCUCUGCGAACUCCCGUCCCCAAACAUGGGCAACAUCGAUGUACCGGCAGCCUGGGAGGCACGAGCAGAAAUUCCACGGAAGAUCCGCGACGAUUCGCUGCUCAAGGUGCAACCCCCAUUACGAGGGAUGCCCGCCGUGCCGCCACAGAACUCGCAGACUCUGCCCAAUUUGGUGUUGACACCGAGAGAAUUAGAGCUUACACAGGGUUACUCUGCCAACGAGCUACUUGCUAAGCUGAAAACAAAAGAGCUUUCGUCGGAAGAGCUCACGCGAGCAUUUCUUCGCCGCGCUGCCGUAGCGCAGCUUGCUACAAACUGUUUGACGGAACUAAUGUGGGAUGACGCUAUCCGAAGAGCAAGGUACUUAGACUCUCUACCUGAGCCUAUAGGGCCGCUGCAUGGUCUGCCUAUCUCCGUGAAGGAACAUCAAGGAACUAAAGGGGAAAAUCAGCAAGCGAAUGGAUCCUACGUUGCGUAUGUUGGCAAACACCAAGGCUCAACUCUUAUAUUGGAUAUUCUCUGGGAUGCAGGCUGUGUAUAUUUUGCUCGCACGACACAACCUCAGACACUAAUGCAUCUGGAGACCGACAGCAAUAUCUACGGUAGGACUGUAAACCCCUACAACAGGAACUUGACCUCCGGUGGAAGCAGUGGAGGAGAAAGCGCUUUAAUCGGCCUAAGGGGUAGUGUUCUAGGUCUGGGAGGAGAUAUUGGUGGAAGCAUCAGAGUUCCCGCAGCACAUUGCGGUAUAUACGGAUUCAAACCCUCGGCGCAACGGCUUCCUAUUGCGGGUGGGACAGACCACAUGGUCGGAAGGGAAAGCAUUCUUGCUACGAACGGUCCCAUGGCGACCGAUAGAGACUCUCUGGAACUCUUCAUGAAUAUCGUCAUUGCUUCCGAGCCCUGGAGAUUGGAGCCUGCCAUCAGGUUUCAACCUUGGGUCCCUUAUCACUUUAGCAGGCCUCUGAAAGUUGCUGUGCAAUGGUGGGAUGGCGUGGUGAAGCCUCAUCCACCCAUGAUACGUGCCCUAAGUGAGGUUUCUGAAGCCUGCAGAUCAGCAGGAAUGCAUGUCGUCGACUGGAAUUGCGAAGAUUUGGACCAUCGCAAAGGUUGGGAGAUACUCUCUGCACUAUACUUCCCAGAUGGAGCAAAGGAAGUCCUCGGUUUGCUUGAAAAAGCUGGAGAACCAGUUCUGCCAUUGACUAAAUGGAUCACCACUGCGCAGCCAACUGUGAAAGACCUCGAUCUCCAUGAGAUGUGGCGGCUCUGUACAGAAAGAGAUGCGUUCCGGACGAAGUAUGCGCGCCACUGGACGAAUACCAUGAACGAGGACGGUCACGAAGUGGAUGUGAUCCUUUGCCCUCCAUACUUCGGCGCUGCUUCACCUCAUGAAAUGUCACGAUAUUGGGGUUAUUCAAGUAUAUGGAACCUGUUGGACUAUCCUGCUGCGGUCUUCCCAGUAACCAAUGUGGACCCGAGCAUUGACAAGGUUGUGGAUUAUCAGCCGAUAAACCAUGAGGAUCGGUUCGUGCAUGACCUGUACGACCCAGAUACUUACGCAGGUGCUCCUAUAAGUCUCCAAAUCGUUGGGCGAAGACAUCGGGACGAGAAAGUCCUUGCGGCAUUAAAGGCGAUUGAGCAUGCGAUGGGUAGAAAAUGAUUGCAG